AAAAAAAAAAAGGAAACAAAAACAUUUCCCCUGCUACUUCAUCUUCUUCUUCUUCUUCAUCACCGGUGGUUCUGUUCAUUCUUCCUUGCACCUUCUUCUUUGAAGAUCGAAAUUGUGUUUUUGAAAAAAUGGGAGUUCCAGAGAAAGACCCUCUUUCCCAAUUGAGUUUGCCUCCUGGUUUUCGGUUUUACCCCACCGACGAGGAGCUCCUCGUUCAGUAUCUAUGCCGCAAGGUCGCUGGCCACCAUUUCUCUCUUCCAAUCAUUGCUGAAAUUGAUUUGUACAAGUUCGACCCAUGGGUUCUUCCAAGUAAGGCGAUUUUCGGUGAGAAAGAGUGGUACUUUUUCAGCCCUAGAGACAGGAAAUACCCUAACGGGUCCCGACCCAACAGAGUAGCCGGGUCGGGUUAUUGGAAAGCCACCGGAACCGACAAGAUCAUCACCACCGAAGGUAGAAAAGUUGGCAUAAAAAAAGCCCUCGUUUUCUACAUUGGCAAAGCCCCCAAAGGCACCAAAACCAAUUGGAUCAUGCACGAGUAUCGCCUCCUCGACUCUUCCCGAAAAAACACCGGCACCAAGCUUGAUGACUGGGUUCUGUGUCGUAUCUACAAGAAGAACUCGAGUGCACAGAAGGCGGUGCAAAACGGCGUCGUUCCGAGCAACGAGCACACUCAAUACAGCAACGGUUCCUCUUCUUCUUCUUCGUCACAACUCGACGACGUUCUGGAAUCGCUGCCAGCGAUUGAUGAACGGUGUUUCCCGAUGCCACGUGUCAACACGCUGCAGCAACAGCAGCACGAGGAGAAGAUCAAUGUUCAGAACUUGGGUGAAGGGGGGUUAAUGGAUUGGACCAACCCUUCGGUUCUGAAUUCGGUCGUUGAUUUCGUAUCGGGGAAUAAUAAUCAUAAUCAAGUGGUGCAGGACCAGACGCAAGGCAUGGUGAACUACAACGCGUGCAAUGACCUCUAUGUCCCUACGUUAUGCCAUGUGGGCACGUCAGUUCCGCAAAAGAUGGAGGAAGAGGUGCAAAGCGGCGUGAGAAACCAACGGGUCCAGAACAAUUCCUGGUUUCUUCAGAAUGAUUUCACACAGGGGUUUCAGAAUUCGGUUGACACGUCUGGGUUUAAGUACCCGGUUCAACCGGUGGGGUUCGGGUUCAGGAAUUGAACCCUGUUAUCGAUUAAUAAUAGUAGUAAUCUUUUAAAUCGGUAAAUAGGUGGGGGAUUCUUUGGGCUUAACUCGUGGGGGUUUUAGAUUAAUCCUUUAGAAAAGGGAAGAAGAAGAAGAAGAAGAAGGUGAAAAUUUUGGUCCUCAUUUUCAGCUAAAGAUGUAGGGUAUACAAACGUUCAAUGAACCAAUCCACGAGAUAAAGCAAUGACGGGACCAUUUUAAUUUGUUACGACGUAGUUUUCGGCCCACACAAGCCCUUACUCAGCCACAUGAAUCACAUUUGUACUUCAAAUGAACAGCAAGAAUUUUUUUUACUAUAUGUUAGGUUUCGUUAAAUAA
Glycine soja is the source of this 1508-nucleotide messenger RNA. Its product is annotated as NAC domain-containing protein 72-like. The record is from RefSeq and is a predicted model, not a curated record. Gene Ontology annotation, biological process: regulation of DNA-templated transcription. NCBI's taxonomy places the organism in Eukaryota, Viridiplantae, Streptophyta, Magnoliopsida, Fabales, Fabaceae. The transcript is spliced from 3 exons. Gene Ontology annotation, molecular function: DNA binding. The coding region runs from base 129 to 1166 and encodes 345 amino acids.